UCUGUUGACACCAAUUAGCAUCAACAGACUGUGUUGCAACAGCUGUUGCGAAAAAUCAAUUUUGCAAAUCCGUCUGUGUCUGUGCACAUAUUUUAUUUAAACUAUAAGAAAAAUGUCCUCCAAUGCCGACUGUUUUAUUGUGCUACCCGGUAACUGUGCGUCUGGCUCUCUAAUUUUCGGUCGCAAUGCCGAGGACGCAGCAGCCGUAGGCGGUUUAGGCGUGUCAACGGAAGUCUGCUACUAUGAUGUCAGCGACGUUCUGGAGGGGAAGACUGAUGGCGGCGCUGCUUUAGAGCCGUCGGGCGAUGCUCUGCGUGUUAUAUUGCAAAAACCGAAGCCGGCCCUUUGGGGCGGCGACUUUGGGGCCAACGAACGAGGCGUGGUCGUGAGCUUGACAUGGAGCGAUGGGGAGCAGCAGGCGGCAGACAGCGACAGCUUGCUGGGCACGGACAUUGUGCGCAUAACGCUGGCCGAGUCCAACAAUGUGGAGGCGGCCGUUGACCGCAUUGGGGCUUUGGUAGCCAAGCACAGCAACGACAGCGCCAAGCUGAACUUUAUAGUGUGUGAUCCGACGGCUGCCUGGAUAUUGAGCAGCGCCGGCAAAGUCUGGGCCGCCGAGAAACUGCAAGCCAGCUGGCUGCGUGUGCCCAGCGGUGGACUAACCGUAACCACAACCAUUGACAAGUCCAGUGAUGGCUUGGAUCUGGCCGCUAACUUUGCAGCUGCCCAUGAUGCGGAGGCGCAGGCGCCUGAAGCUGAUUGGUGCGGUCCGAAACCCGACGCCGAUGGCAGUUACACGCAGCAAGAUAUGUUCGAAACGCUGCGCGUGGCGAGCGGUACUGGGUCACGUGCGGCAAACGUUUCAAUGCUCAGCAGCAAGGGCAGCUCAAUUUCGUGCCACUGGUUUACUGGCACGCCAAAUGCCGCCGAGUCUGUGUUCAAGCCGUUUGUAUUUGCGCCCAAGCCGCGUAUUUCGCCCCUGACCCAGGUGCAGGCUGACGCCGAGCAGACGCUGCUGCACAGUCUGCAUGCCAAUCGUAAACCGGCUGCACUGGAGCACUUACGGAGCUUGGAACGCUCCUGUGUCGAUGAAUUGAACAACUACUUUUCGCUCCAGGACCAUGCCAGCGAUGAGCUGGACGAGCUGCUCAAGGAUUGCGUUGAGGCCGAGGUCAAGUUCUAUCGCUAGAACAACCAGUUGGGCGCAUCGCACCACGUUAUUAUGAUAUAUUGAUAUUCAACUAGCUUGCGACCAGGACGAUGCUCCAAUUCGAUUUGACUUGUGCAUUCCACAUUAACAUAUAAGUACAUCAUAAAAUUGAUAGGAUACUCAAAAGAUUAGCUCACUGCGAACUAUUUAAGAAUUUGUCUCGUUUAUUUUAUAAUUUUCUAUGUUAGUUUUGUGCAAUUAUUUUUUUUUUUUUAAUGCUUUUGCGUGAUAUUUAAUUAUUUUUAUAGAAUUCAUUGUCUCCUAUGUGCAAUCAUGAUCUUCAUUUCUAAGUAUUAUGCGUCCUUUUUUAUUAAAAAUUACAUUUAAUUGCAGUUUGCAUUUUGCAGCUAAUUAACGAUUUAAAUACUUGCAUACAAAUAUAUACAUAUUAAAUAUACAUACAUACAUAAUAUAGCUCUCAAAUAAACGCAUAAAAAGCUGCAUUUAUACAAA
Molecule: messenger RNA, 1663 nt
Organism: Drosophila montana
Lineage: Eukaryota; Metazoa; Arthropoda; Insecta; Diptera; Drosophilidae
Product: secernin-3
Exons: 3
Coding region: 113-1189 (358 amino acids)
Biological process (GO): proteolysis
Molecular function (GO): dipeptidase activity; cysteine-type exopeptidase activity
Source: RefSeq, a predicted model, not a curated record